This is a messenger RNA of Drosophila persimilis, 1189 nucleotides long. Its product is annotated as thiamin pyrophosphokinase 1. The transcript has 3 exons. Gene Ontology annotation, molecular function: thiamine binding; thiamine diphosphokinase activity; ATP binding. The coding region runs from base 1 to 948 and encodes 315 amino acids. NCBI's taxonomy places the organism in Eukaryota, Metazoa, Arthropoda, Insecta, Diptera, Drosophilidae. Gene Ontology annotation, biological process: thiamine metabolic process; thiamine diphosphate biosynthetic process. The record is from RefSeq and is a predicted model, not a curated record.
AUGCGCGGCGCUGCCCACCGCCUGGCGAUAACGGAUGGCGACCGACAUUUCACACGAGUUGGCACGCUUGUGCAUAAACGCAUCUUCUGCACCAAAACAACCAUUGGAUUUCGACAACAAAUGGACCACACAGUGCCCCCCAAAGAGUUCAAAUGGACGCCCGGCAACAUGAUCAACGAAAACUUCAAGCUGGGCGACAACGGGCAUGUGUGUGUUGUUCUUAACCGACAGAUUCAGGUUCCAGCUCACGUGGUUAAAUCGUUAUGGAAGAAUGCGGCCGUGCGUUGUGCCGUUGAUGGAGGCUCUAAUCACUGGCGGGAGUUUUUGCUGGGUCAAGGAGCAACCAAAAGGCCGAAGGGCGCGCCAGCAACGGGGGGGCCGUUCGAACCACUCGAUGUGAUAACAGGCGACUUUGACUCAAUAACGGAGGAAACGGUCGAUUUCUUUAAAUCAACGCCCAAAAUACACACUCCGGAUCAAGAUGCAACAGAUUUCACCAAGGCCAUCACAGUGCUUCAACCCGUGAUGGCGCAGCGUAAAAUCCAUGAUGUUAUCGUAUUCCACGACACCUCGGGUCGCCUCGAUCAGGUUAUGGCCAAUCUGAACACCCUGUAUAAAGCGCAAAAAGACAAUUGCAAUGUGUUUCUGUUGAGCGGAGACUCAAUAACGUGGCUCCUGAGGCCGGGCAAGCACACGAUACAGGUGCCACUCGAUCUGGUGAAAACCCAGAGAUGGUGCUCCCUAAUGCCUGUUGGAUCAAUGGCGCACAAUGUAACGACGACAGGCCUCAAGUGGAACCUAUAUCACACCCAAAUGGAAUUUGGCGGCAUGGUCAGCACAUCGAACACCUACUCUACAGAGUUCGUUCAAGUGGAAACGGACGCCAACUUAAUAUGGUCCAUGGGGGCAUACGAUUUUGAGGAGAAGUUACGUCAAACUUCCAAGUGAGCGGUGAGCGGUGAUCGAUGAUCGCUUAUCGCUGGGACGCGACGACAUUGGGUGUGUUUUGAGUACUUAAUUAAGUGAAAUUCACCGAAGUUGUACAAUUUUAAAUGCGAGUUUCUUUUAAUGCUGUUACAGCCAAAGAUGCAAGCGGCUCCAGCGCUUACUUUUCUAAGUCUUACUCUAGUUCUAGGGCAAUGUUACUGUUAAACGAAAAGAAAUGAAAGUUGAAAUGUGACAAAAAUAA